Molecule: messenger RNA, 2879 nt
Organism: Brassica rapa (field mustard)
Lineage: Eukaryota; Viridiplantae; Streptophyta; Magnoliopsida; Brassicales; Brassicaceae
Product: protein CENTRORADIALIS-like
Biological process (GO): negative regulation of flower development; vegetative to reproductive phase transition of meristem
Cellular component (GO): cytoplasm; nucleus
Source: RefSeq, a predicted model, not a curated record
AAACGACAAAAGCUGUGAUUUACGGUGGAAACUGACACUGAGACUUUUUUUAAAAAUGGUUUCCCUUUUAAAAAACAUUUCUUCUAAUGGUUAGGAUAAUUAAUAAUUGAAGAUAUCGCAUGCAUGCAUAUGUUCUGUAUAUACCGUAUAAAAAAGGAAAUUUAAAGACCAAAUUGGUUAAUCUGCCACUUCUCAUCCCACUCAUAAAGCACAAAUUCUCAUUUUAGUGCUAAGAGGGGACUUUAGCAACUCAUAUAUAAAGCUAAAAACUAAGAUUUUUAACUUGUUGACUACUUGAAUAGCUAGAUAACAUCGUAGAAUGAAAAACUUGUUCUUUUUUUGUAACUGUGAAAAAUUUGUUCUUAGUUCACUAAAUCUGAUUACUGGUUCUUUAACAAACAAACAAAAAAAUAGUAUAACUAACUGGACAAAAAAAAAUAUACGUUUCGAGUUUAGUUAUUAAGUUAAUUAAAUAAAAACAAAAUUCACAUUCAUUGAACAUGUACAUUGCUCAUAGCCAUAUAUCUCUAUAAGCGACUGACACAUAAGCUUUUUAUAUGCUUCAAAAGGGUUGUUUUUUUACAACAGCUUCAAAAAUAGUGAUAGCAUCUACUCGGAGGAAAUGCAUUUUGAAAUUAGCUAUCUAGAUAGGUUUUAUAUCAUUAGGCUACUAGCGCAAAAAAAACUUGUUAUACUUUGUUUUUUAUAUAAAGUAAGUUUGUAAAUUUAAUUUUUUUUUUAAAUACUACUGUUUUGUAAUUAAAAAAGUAGCCAGUCUUUCAUUUUAAUUCUAAUGAAUGGGAUAUUAUUUUGUUUUUUUUUGUCAACUGAUAUAAUUUUGUUAUCAACAUUAAAACAAUAAAAAGACAUGUUUUGUGAAUUAUGUUUAUUGUAAACCACGUAUUCAUCUUAAAAACACCUAUGCAUACGUCAGUAACAUGAUUUUUCUGAGAAAUAGUAACACGAAGUUGUCUUGUCUCUUCUUUGAAGGUUUACACGUACUGGAAACAAGAGACCAUUUUUCCCAAUUAGAUAUUCUAAAAUAUUACUCCAAGUAAUAAAUCCAAAUAUUAAUUAGUUUUUUUUAAUAUGCAGUUCAAAAUUCAAAUAAAAAGCAAAAGAAAAAGUUAAAUUCCCAAUGCCACCACUUAGUAAUUGGACUUCUGUUUGAAUAAUGGCUAGAGAAUAACAUGGACGUAUCACAUCUGUCUUCCUCUCUCUUUUUUUUAUAAUGAAAUCUCUCUUCCUUUUUUCCCGAGUCUAGAUUUACGAUACUAAUUUUAAUGAUAAAAUGAAGAAAUUAAACUUAGGAAUGUAAUCACUUGGCUAGUAAUUUUAUUUUUCCAGUCAGAAAUUUUUUUCCCUACAUAUAAUCACAAGUUAAAUAUGUUAGAUGUAUUAGUCAAAAAAUGUUAAAUGUAGAAUUUAAAGUUACCAUCACGCAAUACAUAAUGUUAUUUCAGAAAGUAUAAUUUUCAUGUGAAUGCUUGUCCCCUUCCAAAGCUAGGUUUUGUAAUUCUUCUUUGGAUAUUUUAGAAAGUAUUAUUUUGAUUUUUUUUUUUUUUGCUAAACUGUACACAUAAUUUCUUCUGACCACUAUAAAAAAAAUUUAAUAACCUGAAACGUCCAUAAAUUCACUAUUUUUUAGUGUAUGACAUCUAUGUAGAUUUAAAAAAUUGUAAAAGGCCAACAAAUAUAUUUAGAAAUUAACAACAUAAAUGUGGUCUAUUGGUAGAUGGAUUUUGUGAGAUAAAUAAACCGGAUUCAAAACAACUACAAACAUUAAACAUAUGUGGCCACAAAAAUAUAGGAUCAUAUUUUAGAUCUGAUUUAAAUACCCGGAACAAAAUGUUUGUAAACUGCACCUCUUUUUAAAAAGGAAAUUAGUUUAAAUUCUUUCAUAUAUAUAUAGAAGUUCCUUGAAUCUAAACGUCAAAUCAAAUUCACUAUGGCCACUUAUUCUCUUAAAUACUAUAAAUACAUGGUGUUCUGACUUUAUGUCUUCACUAAAUCAAUAUUAACAUAUCCGAUCCCGCAAAGCAAGCUACGCUUGUCUAUCCCCGCAAUAACACACCAAUACACAAUCUCAUCAAACAUUAUUUCCUUAUCCUUCAAAGUUAUUAUUUGUUUCUUCGAGCUCUUAAAGAAGCAAUCUAGAUGUCCCGGAUAUCGUCAGACCCGCUUAUGGUUGGGAGAGUAAUCGGAGACGUUGUGGACAAUUGUUUGCAGGCGGUGAAAAUGACAGUGACUUAUAACUGCGACAAGCAAGUCUACAAUGGCCAUGAACUUUUCCCUUCUGCAGUUACAAACAAACCCAAAGUUGAAGUUCAUGGGGGUGACAUGAGGUCAUUCUUCACUUUGGUCAUGACUGAUCCUGAUGUUCCUGGACCUAGUGAUCCUUAUCUGAGGGAGCACUUGCACUGGAUUGUUACCGAUAUCCCAGGGACAACCGACGUGACAUUUGGAAAGGAAAUAGUAGGGUACGAGAUGCCUCGGCCAAACAUAGGGAUCCACCGAUUUGUGUAUUUGCUUUUCAAGCAGAACCGUAGAGGAAGUGUGGUUUCUGUGCCGUCUUACAGAGACCAAUUCAACACUCGGAUGUUUGCAUAUGAGAACGAUCUCGGCCUCCCCGUUGCAGCUGUUUUCUUCAACUGCCAGCGUGAGACCGCCGCUAGACGCCGUUAAUAUCGAUCGGUUGUUCCAUGCACUCUGACGGGAAGCAGCUUUUUAUAAUGAUAUAUCUAUAUAUGGUGGCUGUACUGUUAUGAACUAUUAUUAUCAUUUGAAUAAAUUCGGCAUUUCUUGUUUAAGUUUAUUUUCAUAUGGAUGGAUGUUUCUGGUAUUUUGGAUGUAGAUAUAACUGAUAUUUCUUAUCAUAA